Tripterygium wilfordii is the source of this 1831-nucleotide messenger RNA. Its product is annotated as bifunctional aspartate aminotransferase and glutamate/aspartate-prephenate aminotransferase-like. The record is from RefSeq and is a predicted model, not a curated record. Gene Ontology annotation, molecular function: pyridoxal phosphate binding; catalytic activity. Gene Ontology annotation, biological process: biosynthetic process. Bases 104 to 1546 code for a protein of 480 amino acids. Lineage: Eukaryota; Viridiplantae; Streptophyta; Magnoliopsida; Celastrales; Celastraceae. The transcript is spliced from 10 exons.
GCGGCCUCUCCUUUUUCAAUGUCUGCUAAGACGCCAGCCGACCGAACUCACCGAAUCGGGCAAAAGAAAGGGAAGAAAAACACUCCCUAGAUCGGAUUGAGCCAUGCCAGUUUCUCUGCGUAGCUCAACCUGCAUUUCUCGCGCUAGUGUAUGUCGCCGAUUUCAGAGAACCGAUUUGGCUUCUGAGUGUUCCGGAUCUUUAUCCUUCCCUUCUCGUCCUCACAAUCUCUCCUUCAAAUCUUUGGACAUUACUAGACAAGUUCAAUUGUGUAGAACAAGUGCUAUGGCGAAUGCCAAGAGUGGCAUUGAAGAGAUAGGAGUUGAUAUCUCAUUGAGCCCUCGAGUAAAUUCUGUAAAGCCUUCAAAGACAGUGGCGAUAACUGACCAGGCAACUGCACUUGUACAAGCUGGUGUUCCUGUCAUUCGGUUGGCUGCCGGAGAACCUGAUUUUGAUACCCCAACUCCAAUAGCGGAGGCUGGGAUUAAUGCAAUACGGGAAGGAUACACAAGGUACACCCCAAAUGCUGGUACUCAGGAACUUCGGACUGCAAUUUGUCACAAGCUGAGGGAGGAGAAUGGACUCACUUAUACACCUGAUCAAAUUUUGGUCAGUAAUGGUGCCAAACAGAGUAUCCUUCAAGCACUGCUUGCAGUAUGUUCUCCAGGGGAUGAGGUUAUAAUCCCUGCUCCAUUUUGGGUGAGUUACCCCGAAAUGGCAAGGCUGGCAGAUGCGACACCUGUGGUUCUUCCUACACAGAUCUCUGGAAAUUUUCUUUUGGAUCCAAAGCUUCUCCAGUCCAAACUUAGUGACAAGUCUAGACUCUUAAUACUUUGUUCCCCAUCUAAUCCGACAGGAUCAGUCUACUCCAAAGAACUACUUGAAGAGAUCGCAGAGAUUGUAGCAAAGCAUCCUAGGCUUCUGGUGUUGUCUGAUGAAAUAUAUGAACACAUAAUUUAUUCACCAGCAACUCACACAAGCUUCGCGUCUCUUCCAGGCAUGUGGGAGAGGACUCUGACUGUCAAUGGUUUUUCCAAGGCCUUUGCAAUGACUGGUUGGAGACUUGGAUAUCUUGCUGGGCCCAAGCACUUUGUGUCAGCAUGUAAUAAGAUCCAGAGUCAGUUCACCUCAGGUGCCAGUAGCAUAUCUCAAAAAGCAGGUGUUGCUGCCUUAGGACUAGGCUAUGCUGGUGGUGAAGCAGUGUCUAAUAUGGUAAAAGCAUUCAGAGAGCGAAGAGAUUUCCUAAUUAAGAGCUUUGGAGAAAUGCGAGGUGUUAAGAUGUCAGAACCCCAGGGAGCUUUUUAUCUUUUCAUUGAUUUAAGCUCUUACUAUGGAGCAAAGGCUGAGGGGUUCGGUACAAUUGAGAAUUCCGAGUCUCUUUGUCGGUACCUGCUCGAUGUGGCUCAGGUUGCAUUAGUCCCAGGAGAUGCUUUUGGGGAUGAUAGCUGCGUCCGCAUCUCUUACGCAGCAUCCCUCGCCACCCUGAAGGCGGCGGUUGAGAGAAUAAAGAAAGCACUUGCUCCUCUUGGGAGUGCUGCUCCUGUUUGAUGUUGGAAAAAAUAAACACGAAAUCUGGCUGUUGUUUGUACUCUUAUUUACGAGAUGCUUGUACUUUAAAGACAUUCUUUUCAAUAACUGAUGGCUGUACAUCUUGGUUUUCUUGGUUUCUAUCAGCAUCACUUCCCUACUAAACCAAAUGUGAUUAUGUGAAUAAAGACCUUUUGGAAGAGCAGCUACUGUGUUUUGUAUCACCAGUUUGCGUUUGAUGUACCGCUUCUUACAAUUAGAAACAUGAAUAUGGAGUGUAAAACCCAAUAAAAACAUUUUUAUGUG